AGAAAAAAUUUCUUCAAACUACACUUUUCCACGCAACGUGUUAAUUCGUACAAUACAAACAAGUUACUGGGAAAACUCGAUUCAAUAAUGAACACUUUCUCAGUAAGGAAUCUCUCACAACAUCUGAAGCACGGUUCACGACUAAUUUUUAUGAUUGUACGAAAGUUUUUUAGUUGGUAAUGAUGUUUUAAGCAUGACCUCCCUUCUCUCCACAAACUUCUAACCGCCAAAAAAUGAAAGCUGUGCAACAUUCAGGAAGUUCACAAAUGUGAAUUAUUGUGUUUAUUAGUCUUAAUUAUUUGAUUGUAUAUAAUGUUACUAGACGCUCUCCUCUGGAAAUGUAAGCUUUUCCUCAGAUAUUAUUAAUGAUAUUAAAGAAAUAAGUAUCAUAUAAGAAUUUCAAAAAGUAUUAUUGAUAUUAAGGAUAAAAAGUAUCAGAACUAUGGAUCUUUUCGAUGAAUGCAAUGUAAUAAAAUACUCUGCGUACCGUACUGCUGCGAAAGUUCGUGCGCUACAAAGAACUCUCCGUCUGGAACAUGUAAGACUGGGUAUUGUUAGCGGUGUCUUCUACAGACAUAAUUUACAGCCAGUUCAAAACCAAGAUGUAAUUAAUAGAAGUGAAUUGGAAGCUAUUGUAUAUGAUAUUCUCUUUGCUGCUCAGAAAGAAACAUCCUCUGAAAUGGAUAUUUCAAUAAGCACAGAUAAGAUUGUGCAGUUUCUUUAUAAGGUAUAUGACAGGCAAGGCAGAGGGAUACGAAUUAUGAGUGCAAAAGUUGCACUGGUAGUUCUGUGUCAUGCUAGAUUGCAAGAAAAAUACCAAUAUUUAUUUCAUCAGUUGGCUGAUCACAACAGUUGUUUAACAAAGAGAAGAAUGGAAAAAUUAUUAACAGAAUUUGCUGAGAUAGCAGAACAUUUAUCUGAAUCGGUUUCGUUUGGCAGACAGUUAAUUUCAUCUACCCUCACGAGUUGUUUCCAGCAUUGUGACGGGAAUUUGGGGAUCAAUGAGGAAAGUUUUAUGUGCUGGCUUCUGAACGAGCCUCAAACGUUGGUGUGGCUUUCUACUUUGUAUAGAUUACAAGCAGCUGAAAAAGUUUGUCACUAUGUGAAAUGUGACUUCUGUAAGGUGUAUCCUAUUAGAGGACUUCGAUAUAUGUGUUUGUUGUGUUUGAAAUAUAACCAGUGUCAAACCUGCUUUUUCCUGGGAAGGAUAAAUAAACGUCAUAAACUGAAACAUCCAAUUCAGGAAUAUUGUUAUGAGAUAUCAUCAAAAGAGGCUACCUGUGCAUUUUUAAAAGUUUUACGAAAUAAAUUAAGACUACAUCCCACCAGGGACCUUUUGUAUCUUCCUGCUGAACAUGAUGGACAAAUUAAAAGCCAUUAUACUGAAGAUCAUACCUCUUCAUCAUGUAGUAUUUAUCACAGCAGUUUGCAUAUUGGACGCAAUGAAUUGUCCACAAAAACAGUUGUUAAUCUCUACCACACAGUUCUUCCUGUGAAUCCUCAAGCUGAAUUGCAAAGUAUAAUUCACAAUUUGGAAGAAGAGAAUAGACAAUUACUUGCCCAAAUUGAAGAACGCAAUGAUUCUAAAUUAGGAAAUUAUCUUCAUUGUCACAAAGAACAGAUUGGAGCUCAAGUGGAGAGACUUAAGUUGCUGAAGUUUCAUCUUUCUAAAGUGAACGAAUUGCUACCUAUGAAGACUCUCCAGUAUCAGAAUGGUUGUCGACAACAAUUAUGCCUUUUGGAAAGUACACCUGUUAUUCCAAAGACAGUAAAGAAUUAUAAACAGGGAUUUGCACUACCUCCUGAUUUGGAUAGUAUCAGUCCCAUUGUGAAGGAUACUGACAGAAUUGUAGAUUCGAGGAACCUAUUUUCUUGGCAGUGUAACCAACAAGAAUAUAAUGCAUCAAUGCCUGCAGAAAGUGCACAAAAUACCACAUUAAUGUUGCCUAGCCUCACAGAACAUUCCAUGAAUGAUUUAAGUGUGCACAUAUUCCAAGGUAGCACUGAUAAUGUGGACUGUCCUACUGGAUUUGGUGAUUGGUUACAAAAGAGUGAAACUCAUCAACAGUGUGUCAGUGAAAUUAAUGAAGAUAUAGACAGUAUUAUAGAAAAAUUACAGAAUGUGCUUUCAUCAAAUUUCCCUGUUCAAGAUGCUUUGCUAUCUGACCAGGACAACACCCAUUUACAAGAAGCUGCUGCGGAGAUGGAAGGUCUUCUUGCUGGAUUAAUCAAAAGUAUUGAACAUAACAAGAGCAGGAAAAAUUGGGAUGCAGUCGACAACCAAAUAUUUGUUUGAUGUUUUAAGAAUUUUCAUCUCACAUUUCCUGAAGUAAUGUAAUAAUUAAAAAAACAUGUAAAUUUAUUCAAAUUCUCAGUUCUAUAUAUUCCCUAAUUUAUUUUUUGUUGAGAAAUAAGACUUGUUUGUUUAAACCUAGUCAGUCUUUUGCUGUUUUAAUUACGUGUUUAUGCAUGUGAAAUUUGUAAUUACGUUAGCAAUUAGUUAUUCUUCAAACUCCAGCCAGCUUCAAAAUCGUUUUUAUUUUGGUAAAUGUCUUUACAUGAUUAUUGCACAGUUCGAUAUUAUAUAUAUUUCUGUUAAUUUAACAGGAUCGAGGAAAUGAAAUGAACUAUGCAUUUCCUGUAUAUUUGUAUUUCAACAACUGUAAGUUCAUUAGACUUCCUACAAUUUGUUUAGAUAUACAGAUUUGUUGGAUUAGAACUUAAAACAUAUUUUACACUUUGUACUAUUGUUUAGUUUUAUUGGAGAAGGUAAUUGAUUUGUGAAAUGAAUGUAAUAAUACAACCUAAAAACCUUCUGAACAAGAAUAAGUUCAGUAUGACAGAAAAUGUAUAAUGGUCUUUAUCAAAGAAUUACAUGAAAUGGAACACAUAUAUAAAAAUUUUAUUUCCAUUAUGGGUAAUACAAAAUAUAUUUUGGUAUUGAGUAAUAAAGUGACCAUUAGUUCUCAAUCUUGAACUUGUUAAAAUCAGCACCGGAUUUCAAAAUAAGACAUUCAUCUAAUUUUUUGUAAUGAUUAUGUAAUUUCUAUACUUUUCCACAUGCAAAAGAUAUUGUAAAUCAUUUUGUGAAAUUAAUAAAAAUAAAUACU
Molecule: messenger RNA, 3110 nt
Organism: Gryllus bimaculatus (two-spotted cricket)
Lineage: Eukaryota; Metazoa; Arthropoda; Insecta; Orthoptera; Gryllidae
Source: the annotation of a GenBank genome assembly